Chlorella variabilis is the source of this 1494-nucleotide messenger RNA. RefSeq lists its product as hypothetical. Lineage: Eukaryota; Viridiplantae; Chlorophyta; Trebouxiophyceae; Chlorellales; Chlorellaceae. The annotation marks the transcript as partial. The transcript is spliced from 11 exons. The record is from RefSeq and is a predicted model, not a curated record. Gene Ontology annotation, cellular component: chromosome; cytoplasm; mediator complex. Gene Ontology annotation, biological process: double-strand break repair via homologous recombination. Gene Ontology annotation, molecular function: 3'-5' DNA helicase activity; ATP binding; nucleic acid binding.
AUGCGGUGGAUCGGGAAAUUGCGCAGGCGAGGCUACCGGCCGGUUCUGGAUGCCCCAACCGCUCGCGCCGCCAGCGCCCGCCCGCCUGCCCACCCGCCGCGUGUCCUCUUGCUUUGUGCCACCUUCCCCGCUUCCCGCCCCGAGCAGGUGGAGGCCCAGAUCGAGCACCUGCUGUCACGGCAGGCCGCGCUGCAGGAACAGCGCGAGCGGCUGCAGCGGAUGAGGGCGGCCGAGGCUCGCGCACCGCGGGCCGACUGGCUGGGCACGUUUGCGUGGGACGGGCGCGUGCAGCAGCUGCUGGGCGACGUGUUUGGGCUGCGCAGCUUCCGGCCUCUGCAGAGAGAGGUCAUCAACGCCACACUGCAGGGGCGUGACGUGCUGUGCCUGAUGCCCUCCGGCGGCGGCAAGAGCCUGUGCUACCAGCUGCCCGCGCUGCUGUCGGGCAGCGGGCUGACGCUGGUGGUGUCGCCGCUGCUGUCGCUCAUCCAGGACCAGGUGCUGGGCCUGUCGGAGCUGGGGGUGCAGGCAGCAGCGCUGACCUCCCUGACCAGCAAGGAGGAGGCGGCAUCCAUCUCCAAGCAGGCAGGGACAGGCAGCAAGGCUGCAGUCAGCCUCGGCGGCCUGCGCCUGCUGUACUGCACGCCGGAGAAGGUGGCCAGCUCCAAGCGCUUCUUUACCAAGCUGGAGAAGGUGUACAAGGCGGGGCGGCUCACACGCAUAGCCGUGGAUGAGGCGCACUGCUGCUCCCAGUGGGGCAACGACUUCCGCCCCGACUACAAGAAGCUCGGCAUCCUCAAGCAACAGUUCCCCGACACGCCGCUCAUCGCGCUGACAGCCACCGCCACGCAGGCGGUGUGCCAGGACCUGCGCACCAUCUUGAAGAUCGAGGGCUGCGAGCUGUUCAAGAGCUCUAUCAACCGGCCCAACCUGUUUUACGAGGUGAGGCAGAAGCCGGCCAAGGAGAAGGAGCUGGUGGCGGAGAUGGCGGCGUGGAUCCAGGGCAACUACCCGGCGGGGGAUAGCGGCAUCAUCUACGUGCUGACGCGCAAGGACGCCGAGAGCCUGGCAGACGAGCUGCGAGGCGCGGGGGUGUCGUGCCAGGGGUACCACGCUGACAUGGAGCCGGCACGGCGGGAGCGGGUGCACCUGCAGUGGAGCCAGGGGCGGGUUCAGGUCAUCGUGGCCACCAUCGCCUUUGGCAUGGGCAUCAACAACCCUCACGUGCGCUUCGUCAUCCACCACACCCUCAGGCAAGGAAGGCCCCGGGCCGAGUCGGGGCGUGCGGGGCGCGACGGCCUGCCCGCCCACUGCCGCCUCUACUACCGCUUCGGCGACUACCUGCGUCAGGCUGCGGUGGUGACCAUGGAAUCCAACUGGGAGCCGUGCCUGAAGGGCAUGCUGCAGUACGCCGCCGCCCCCACCUGCAGGCGCGCGCUGCUGUGCCGCCACUUUGGGGAGGCGCCCGCCCGCUGCGCCGGCAUGUGCGACCGGUGU